AUGGUUACUGAGAUGUUAGAUAAUUGCAAAUCAACGGUUUAUGGCAGCCCCCAUGGUAGAACAGCUUUGCAUGCGGCAGUCCUGGCCGGAGAUGAAAAGACAGUAAGGAAACUAAUAGAGGCAAAAAUGCAACUAACCAGACAAACCAAUGACAAUGGGCGGACUCCACUCCACUAUGCUGCGCAUUUCGGUAAACGUUCAAUUGCCAAAGUUUUGUUGGAAAAAGAUGCAUCCGCUGCUUAUAUAAGUGAUAAAGAGAGAGGGAUGUCGGAAUGGUGGACAAAAGAGGCUGGAAUUUUCUUCACUUUGCUUUCGUUGCAAAAUCUUUUUGAUGAAAAGGAUGCUAAUGGGUACACGCCUAUCCAUAUCUACUUCGCUGGGCCUGCUCAUCGUGAACUUCAAGUAAAAGGAUGGAAGUCCUGGCAAUUUUCCGACCAAAUGACACGAAAGAAGAAACAUAUUCGCCAAUUGUUGAAUGACAUUGGUGAUAAUGCAGAAGUGGAAGGGUUACUGGUUCACCCAUACUUCAGAAUAAAGAGAGACCCAUUUAUUGGUGGCAACGCUUGUAGCAACCGUAACAUCGCCGCAGCAUUCACCGUACCUGGUGGAUACAACAGUGAUGAGCAAGGGGAUGCAACCUUGAGUCGUGACCCAGCUUUUAAAGCCUUCAUUAUUACAGAUACCCUUGCAUUUGUUUCCUCUCUUUUAGCGGUCCUGCUUCAUUUUCUCUUGGUAUUCCUGAAGUGGAGUCUAGUUAGUCUCCGAUUUCAGGUGAUUGGUCUGGCAGAUGUCUUAACUUUUUCUGCGAUGAUAGCAAUGGUGAUUGCUUUCAGCACAGGCAGUUACGCAGUGUUACAAUCUUCCAUGGGGUUUGCUAUCGCCACAUGUUCCAUUGGCCUCACCUUCAUUCCCGGAGCAACAAUCUCUAGCUGUCAUCCUAAUGCUUUGCCGUCAACCAAAUGGCAACCAAUGAAGCAUCCUAUAAUAAUAGUAGGUAUCGAUGGUAAAGAAACCAUUGUUAACCUCAAGGCAAAGAAUAUACCUAUUGCCUUAAACGAUAUAAAAAUUUUACAGGAAAACUUCAGUGAAGACCCAUUGAAGCUUUGGAAACGUAGUCCUAGAUACUGUGAACUUACUCUUCAGUCUCCAAAAGAGAUUGUCCGAGAUCACAUUAUCUCCAAGAUUAGAGACUUUUCAGAAGAACUGGAUAACAUCAAAUAG
Messenger RNA from Durio zibethinus, 1221 nucleotides. The record is from RefSeq and is a predicted model, not a curated record. NCBI's taxonomy places the organism in Eukaryota, Viridiplantae, Streptophyta, Magnoliopsida, Malvales, Malvaceae.